AUGUUACAAAUUCAGAGAGGAUUGAUUAUUAUUAGCAGUGUGUGUAUAAUUUACCUCGUCAUUAUAUGGUUAUCUAGCAUAAAAUUAAUAGUUCAUCAUUCUCCAUUAUAUAAAAUUAAUGAGAAUGAAUAUUUCAAAAAUUGCAUCAAAUCUAAACGUUCAUGGAUUAGAUGUACUAAAUAUUUGAAUCUGAUAAAUAAUCAAAAAAUUAUCUCUCUAGAUUCAUAUUCUCAACGUUGGCCACCAUCUUCUGUUACAUACUUAAUUGAUGAACGCUUACAUAGUUUCAAUCUUGCAUUACAUUUUUCACUUGCGCAUAAUGCAACAGAUUCUAAGGAUGAAGACCUUUACAAUAAAUUUGCAGAUAUGGUAUCUAACAGCUACAAACAAGAGGAAUUAUUAACUGGUAUGGAACCAGAAUACAUGGGAUCGAAUUCAACUGACUACUCUAUAUUUCCACAAAAUUUGAACUUUUCAAAGCUGAUCUAUGAUAUACAAAAUGCAAUUCCAAUUCACACGAAACCUAUCAAUAAUCCAGAAAUGUUUGCACUUCGGGUUCCUAAAUCUGUCUGCAGAUCAUACAACAAUGAGUUAAUUCCAAAUCUGAUAGUAAUAAUUAAAUCUUCAGUGUAUAACUUCGAAUACCGUGACCGUGCAAGACGAACAUUUAUGCAGAAAAAAUUAUGGCCGAAUUUCAGUGUUCAGUUUGUAUUUGUCCUAGGAAUCCCCAUGGAAAACGAAUCAAACUCCUUCAGAUUUGAUGGAAAUACAUAUGUCUUGGAUACGAAGUGGUGGAGAUUUUCUAAACAUUAUGGAAGUUCCAAGUGGCCGUUUGUAAAACAGUUGUCAUUAGAGGCUGAUUUAUAUGAUGAUUUGUUGAUUGGAUCAUUUCACGAUACAUAUUACAACUUAACAAAGAAGAUGAUAUUUUGUUUAAGAUGGCUCUCAGCAUUUUGUCCAAAACAAGUCCCUUUAUAUUUGUUUAUAGAUGAUGACUAUGAUUUAGUACCAAAGAAUGUAAUAACAUUUUAUGAUAAUAAUACUGAAGACUAUUUAAGAAAUAUGAAUGGAGGUUACAUCCGUUCAUCUCGAACCGUUUUCAGACCAAUGGUUGAUGAAACAAGUAGUGUCUGGGCAAUGACUGUAAAGGAAUUCCCAUGGAUAUCUUAUCCGCCGUACUAUCAUGGAUUGACUUAUGUUAUUGGUGCAAGCUUGGUGCAUCGUCUUGCUAUUGCAAGUGCUUUUGUUAGAGAAAUACGCAUUGACGAUGCCUAUCUAGGGAUCUUAUUUAAUAAAUUAAAUAUGACACUUGUUCAUUUGAACAUUAUUGGUCCUUCUUUAACUAAAAAGGAUAUUAUGUCAGGUGGAAUAAAUGUACAUCAUAAAAUCAGUAAACGUAUAAUGAACUGGAGCAGCGGUAUGCCAAAAUAA
Schistosoma curassoni is the source of this 1431-nucleotide messenger RNA. The record is from the annotation of a GenBank genome assembly. Lineage: Eukaryota; Metazoa; Platyhelminthes; Trematoda; Strigeidida; Schistosomatidae.